AUGACCGAAGAGGAAGUAGCGCUGUUUCGUCGACGAGAAAUGGACAGUAGCGUUGUGUUGCCAAAAAAUAUAGUAUACCUUUUCGUCAGUAACAAAGAGGUGGACAGUUUUAACGACGCCAGGUUAGAGUCGUACGAAACGGAACGGGCCGAGUCGAUCGCUGUCGACGUGGUAAAAGGUAGUUGCACGGACAAGGUAAAAGAAGACCUUUUAAGGAGAGCGCGUGAAUUGCCCAAACAAGACUGCAUGGGUCUAAUGUUUGUUCUCAAGUUGCAGGUCGAUGCCAAGGACAUAGUUUCCAUAAACAUCAAUACCAACGAUGGUAUCGUAAACGGUGCAGCAGGCUUCCUCAGAAAGAUCGACUACGACGAUCAAAAACGGCCCCGUUUGCCAUGGAUGGAAAAAAGCAGAAAUCAUUGGGUUCGCUGCGACGACAUUUCUGCUCAAGCAGAUUUCGACAACACGUUAAAGGACGUGUACCUAAUGUUUUUGGAGAAACUGUCGUAA
Messenger RNA from Brassicogethes aeneus, 507 nucleotides. The record is from the annotation of a GenBank genome assembly. NCBI's taxonomy places the organism in Eukaryota, Metazoa, Arthropoda, Insecta, Coleoptera, Nitidulidae.